Ipomoea nil (Japanese morning glory) is the source of this 1788-nucleotide messenger RNA. RefSeq names its product RING finger and transmembrane domain-containing protein 2-like. The transcript is spliced from 8 exons. Lineage: Eukaryota; Viridiplantae; Streptophyta; Magnoliopsida; Solanales; Convolvulaceae. The record is from RefSeq and is a predicted model, not a curated record. The coding region runs from base 170 to 1453 and encodes 427 amino acids. Gene Ontology annotation, molecular function: ubiquitin protein ligase activity. Gene Ontology annotation, biological process: positive regulation of ERAD pathway.
AUUAGUUUAUUAUCUCAACUGCUCAGAGAGCUCUCUAUCUCUCAACGAUUGACUUUUUCAUUCAUCUGUCUUCUUCUUUGAGCAUUUCAUUCUGUAAAAUCGUUCUUCAUUUCCAAGAUACAAUCUUUAGGGAAAAAAUCAGCAAGUUGUAGGGUUUCGAGUUUCUUUAAUGGAAGUAGCAAAUGGGUCAGGGUCGGAAUCGUCGUCUUCUGCGGUUCCGUUUCCCAGUAGCUCUGCUACGUUGACCCCACUUCGAUUCCUUCGAUCCCCGGUAUCUUCCAUACUGGAGUAUUCCGGGUUUCUGCGGGUCAGGCCCGAGAGCCCGGAGAGUGUGGGUCUCAUGGCGGAUGGGGCUGCGGAGCCUGGGAGUAGUGGGAGUGGGGAGGUUUCGAUAAGGAUAAUUGGAGCUGGGGAGCAGGACCGCGUUGGGGUUGAGGCGGAGGAGGAGGAUGAGGAGGCGGCGAUGGAUGGUGGGGUUGAGGACAGAGGCGUAGGUGGCGCCGCCGUGGUCUCUGAUGAUUCCGGCGGCGACGGCGGAGGUGGUGGUGGUGGUAGGGGUUCUUCUUACCAGAGAUAUGAUAUACAGCGGAUUGCCAGGUGGAUUGAGCAAGUUCUUCCCUUUUCUUUGCUCCUUUUGGUUGUCUUCAUCCGCCAGCACUUGCAAGGUUUCUUUGUUGCAAUUUGGAUCACUGCUUUCAUGUUCAAGUCAAAUGACAUUCUUCGGAAGCAAACAGCUCUUAAGGGAGAGAGAAAGAUACAUGUCCUUCUUGGUUAUUUUCUGGCCUUCACUGUUCAUGUAGUUGUAGUCUACUGGUGGUAUAGAAACGAUGAUCUUUUCUACCCAUUAUUCAUGGUUCCUCCAAAGGCUAUCCCGCCCUUCUGGCAUGCCAUUUCCAUCAUUCUCGUAAAUGACACAAUGGUACGACAGGUCGCAAUGGCUUUGAAGUUGUUGUUGUUAAUGUAUUACAAAAACGGCAGGGGCCAGAACUUCCGGAGACAGGGCCAAAUGCUGACUCUGGUCGAGUACACCUUGCUGCUAUACCGAGCAAUGUUACCAACUCCGGUCUGGUAUAGAUUCUUCUUGAACAAAGAUUACGGAAGCCUUUUUUCGUCACUGAUAACAGGGUUGUACUUAACGUUCAAGCUUACGUCAAUAGUCGAGAAAGUCCAGUCUUUCUUUGCUGCUAUUAAGGCAUUAUCCAGAAAAGAAGUACACUAUGGAUCUUAUGCAACGACUGAACAGGUAAAUGCAGCUGGUGAUCUCUGUGCCAUUUGCCAGGAGAAGAUGCACGCACCGAUUAUAUUGUGUUGUAACCACAUCUUCUGUGAAGACUGUGUCUCAGAAUGGUUCGAAAGAGAAAGAACGUGCCCCUUGUGCAGAGCCUUGGUUAGACCUGCUGAUUUACGAUCAUUUGGAGAUGGAUCCACAGGCCUUUUCUUCCAAUUAUUUUGAGCAUUCGUUCUUGCCCCCAAAGCAAACUAACUUCUCUCUGCACCCGUGGGUUUUUCCUCCUAACUUUUCAUUUUGUAGAUUUAUAGCGUUUCUGGUUCCUACAAGGAAAAGCUACUCCAUAAAUGUAAUUUUUCGGGUUGCUGAGAGCUUAGUGCUGCCAUGGAAGCGUGAAACUGUUCUUGUAAUGCGAUAUCAUUUUCGCAAAAUCUUACUGUAGGGUUUUAAUCUGAUUUUCAUUCUCCCCUCCCAGAGACCAUCAUUUUGAUGACAAAACAAGUUGUAUAUACUAUAUAUAUGCACCUAGUAAAAUGUAAAGUGAGAAUUCUUACUGCUCA